Messenger RNA from Emericellopsis atlantica, 1499 nucleotides. RefSeq lists its product as uncharacterized. Lineage: Eukaryota; Fungi; Ascomycota; Sordariomycetes; Hypocreales; Bionectriaceae. Gene Ontology annotation, cellular component: trans-Golgi network; endosome. The coding region runs from base 382 to 1281 and encodes 299 amino acids. The record is from RefSeq and is a predicted model, not a curated record. Gene Ontology annotation, biological process: retrograde transport, endosome to Golgi; phospholipid translocation. The transcript has a single exon.
CGGGCCCUGGUGCAUUCGGCAAGAUCUGCAUGGCGCCUGGUCGCGCCUUCCGCUCGGAUAGCGUGGAACACCGGCAAUUUGUCGCAAUUUACGGAGGCGGCCACCACCAUGAAAUGUAUGGGCCUUGCUUGGCCUUGGAUACACGAAAACGUCGAGGGGACCACCAACUUCCCUUUCUGCGCGUGAUCGCCUUGCCAUCACAAUCAUCUCCAUCGUCGCCCAUCCCUCCUUGCCUGUCGUUGAAACGUUCAUUGUCAAUGCGCGCCUCUUGAUUGACUUUUUUGGAACAUUGUCGCACGCGACGCGGCCCGCUGCCCCCCCAGUCGACCGUCAUCACCUCCUCGAAUUCGACAACACUCUGGGACAGCAACAUUAUCCAUCAUGGGUUGGUUCACCGACCUCACGGGGCUCAUUGCUCCCAUGUUCAUCAUUGCCUCGCCCAUUCUGUCCUACUCGGACCAGGCCAUCUCGAUGCACCGCAACAAGACCUCGGCCGGCUUCUCUCUCGACAUCCCGCUCAUCAUGCUCGUCGCCUCCUUUCUGCGCAUCUUCUACUGGCCCGGCGCCCGCUUCGACGCCUCCCUGCUCGUGCAGUCGCUCAUCAUGGUCGGCAUGCAGUUCAUCCUGCUCAAGAUUGCCCUCGACCACCGACCGAGUCCGUCGUCCAAGGGGGGUGAGAUGCCGUUCGCGGGCGAGGCGGACGGCUGGUUGGGCGGCGCGCGCCCCUACUCCUUUUGGCAGUGGCGGAGCCCCAAGCCGUACUGGCAGUUCCUGGUCUACCUCUUCGCCGGCCUGGUCGCGUGCGAGGUCGUCCUCUCCUUCCUGCCGCCCGUGUACGCGCUCUACUCGUCCCUGAUCGGCAUCGCGGGCCUCUCCAUCGAGGCGACGCUGCCCAUCCCCCAGAUCCUCGCCAACCACAGCUCGCGCUCCUGCAAGGGCUUCCGGCUCUCGGUGCUGGCCAGCUGGCUGGGCGGCGACGCGAUGAAGAUGUUCUGGUUCUUCACCGCGACCACCGAGAUCCCCUGGGCGUUCAAGAUCUGCGGCAUGUUCCAGGCCGCCUGCGACGCCUACCUGGGCGUCCAGUACUGGAUGUACGGCGAGGGUCCCCCGAACCCGCUGAGCAACGGGACCGGCGCCAUCAAGGAGCACCCCCUGGACGACAUGAGCUUCCCCGCGGGGAGCCCCUACAAUGUGGGCAAGCAGCCCAGCGGCAGGGAGCACAGCAGGAGUCUGACCCCCACGAGGAGGCCGGCGCCCUUUCACGUCGCGACUGCUGAGUAGGAUGGCAGCAGGGUUGACGUUGCAGAUAUGAUAGAAUCUUGAAUAGAGCGCAUGGCGUACUGGUCAUUGGACUCUUGGUACUCCGUAGAUGGGAAUACGAUGGGAUACGGUAGGAGUCGGGGUCAGUCAUAUAUACAUGGAUAAAGUACGCAUCACAUAGAAAGAGUUUCCACCGAUAAACACAAGGGGAUCUCAAAUACACCAACUUAAUCAUUUGC